ACAUAAGCAAAACAAAUCGCAUUUCAAAUGUCAUUUUAAAUUUAUGUACAUACCUAAGUAAUUAAUAAAUUAAUAUAAAUAGUAAUUACUAGUAAUUUUAAAAUCUUACUGAGAAUUGGAGACAAAAUGACUUAUUAUACUAUGGAAACAUGCGGAGAAGGGACGAACUUUCAAAAAGAAAUAUCGAAUAUGAUGCACGGAUUUGGAGAUAACCCGAACCCUAACGCUGCAACGGUACUUUUAGUAGAAAAUAUUGUUUUGCAACAGCUUAGGAGUAUCCUACAAGAAGGAAUAUUUAAUUCUAACUUGAGAGGAAGUAAAACAAUCACUAACUACGACAUAAUAUACACAAUGCGUAACAAUACUGUAAAAUUAAAACGUUUGCACGAUUACCAGCAAAAACUGGAUCAAAUCGACAACAAAUCACAAGUAAACGUCACAACAUCAGCCGAAACUAUAUACUCUAAUAUUAUACUAGAAGACGAGAAGGAUCCGACAAUGAAAAAAAAGAGAACACAUAUUGAUGUGAUAAAACUAAUAGACGAAGCUGAUGAAGUGAGUCAGAUAAAAUUCGAUGCGAUCGAUUACUUAAGGAAAGUGCGAGCAUCAAAAUUAACAGAGUCAAUGUCUUUUGAAAAGUAUGAAGCUUAUCAUAAGGCUAGAUGUAGUUCUUUCCGUUGCAAUGGCUAUGGAAUCGGUAAGGGCUUUAUAAAAUUAGAAAGGUGGAUCAAUCCAACCAAGGAACUCAAAAUUAGUCACUCGGCAUUGGAAGUAUUGUGUUUUAUUGCUUACGAAACUGUGGCUGAAAUUGUUGAUGCUGUGUAUUUGAUUCGACAAGAUGCCAAAAGAAAACACGGAGACCCUUUUAGUAAAUAUGAAGGUGGAUAUUUCUGUAAUCCCUUAAGCUUAAGUAAUGCUGUUUAUAUAAAGUCAGGUUAUGAAGGAGUGCCUGCAAUAACAGUGGCUGAAGUGAGAGAGGCAUUGCGUCGUUACUUUUGUCCUAUAAAUGGAAUGAAUGGAUUAUUUUAUAGAAAUAUGCAUAUGGACUUACCAGCAAGAUUUAUUGCUUUAUAAAUUACGCUUUGUAAUACCAUUUUGUUUUACCAUGAAAGAUUGUGAGAUCACAUUUAGAUACAAAUGACAAAAUUAAAAUAGAAAAUAUAACAAAAGAAAAAGUGUAUCAGUGAAAUUUAUAAACAAAAAUGUCUUUUCAUUGUUGAAAUUUUAGUUAGGAUUUAGAUAAAUGUCACUAUUACCUGUUAUAAAAUAAUAUAGUGUUAUUUAACUAUUACUACAUAAUUAAUUAUCGCUGGAUUUAAUGUGGUAUUAGCAAAAUAAAGAUUAUGGUUUGAUAAUGCAUUGUAAAACUAUGUCAUUAAAGUUGUCAAAAGAUUUAACUACUGCUGUAACUAAAACAAGACAUAUUUAUACAUGAAUUUUUAUUGAUUAAGAUCUUAACAAAAUCCUUAUAAGUACACCCCACUCUAAUGGCUAGCAUAAACUGAAAUUUUAAUUGUCAUAGUUGUAAAGAAUUUUAUUUAAAAAUGAUGUUGAAACAUUUAAAGUUAUAAACUGUUGAUCCAGACUAGAAAUAAUACACUAAACCGUGCUGUACACUUUCUAUAUUAAUUUUUACAGAUUGGGAAGGUUUGUAUAUUUUAAAAAUUUCCACAAAUUACUAACUACAUGUUUU
Molecule: messenger RNA, 1693 nt
Organism: Bombyx mandarina (wild silkworm)
Lineage: Eukaryota; Metazoa; Arthropoda; Insecta; Lepidoptera; Bombycidae
Product: transcription initiation protein SPT3 homolog
Biological process (GO): transcription by RNA polymerase II
Molecular function (GO): protein heterodimerization activity; transcription coactivator activity
Source: RefSeq, a predicted model, not a curated record